Molecule: messenger RNA, 1132 nt
Organism: Emericellopsis atlantica
Lineage: Eukaryota; Fungi; Ascomycota; Sordariomycetes; Hypocreales; Bionectriaceae
Product: N-glycosylation protein-domain-containing protein
Exons: 3
Coding region: 92-976 (294 amino acids)
Biological process (GO): protein N-linked glycosylation; cellular response to oxidative stress
Cellular component (GO): endoplasmic reticulum membrane
Source: RefSeq, a predicted model, not a curated record
AAUAUCGAGUCCCACUACCGUACUAUCGCCAAAUCGCACUCUUUACAACGUAACCCAAAAAGGGGGUCCCCGAUGGCCUAGGGACAAGAUCAUGUCCUCCACCCCAGCGCGCAGCCCAAAACACACACGCGCGUCCUCCGUUCCAUUGUCACCAGAGAAAGCGGCACCACCGGCCUACGCCCUCACACCUGUCAAGUCGGCGGCAGCGACGUCGUCGUCCACGUCCCCUCGACCCGCCGCCCACGAUGGAGGCGCCGCAUUCGAGUCUGCGCCCAAGCCCACGUCCGUCCUGCACCCGCGCGUCGCCGUCAUGCUGAAUGUCCCGACACAAUGGCACGCUUGGCUCUUUGCUCUGCGAUUGGGAUCUAUACUGCCUGCCAUACGGUGGGGCACGCCCUCAGCGCUACACCUGCUCCUGCGGCUGCUGCAAAUCGUCGUAGGCGAGGAGGGCUAUGACCUCCCCUUCCAAGGCGCGAGGUGUAGGAGUACGCCCUGGACAGAAAGUGUGCUGGGCUGCGUCUGGUGUUUUGCCAGCGGCUACUUGAGCUUCUUCUUCACGGACUGCCUCAUGUCACGCUGGCUCAUAAACUACACACCGCAGGCCACAAUUGUCCGCCUCCUCGCCAUCAACGCCGUCAACGCCUACAUCACUAGUAUCGUGCUCUCUUUAGCCGGCGGAUUCCAGGACACGCGACUCCUCUUGCCCGGUUGGAUAGGCAUUGCGACCACACUCACGGUUUGCUACCACAUCACGCACCAAAAGAUCAACAUCCGGAAAGAAACGUCUACAUCGCUUAACGUGUUUUCGAUUGCGAGCUACAUCACCAUGCUCACACUGCUGGUGCACAUGUACACGUACCAGCCCGAGUACCCUGCUAUGCCCGUAGUCACCAAGACGAAGCAUUUCUGGAACGAGACGAUGCGAAUUACAGAGCAUGUACGAGAUACCAUUGAGAAGAAACAACGGGAGUUAUGAUGGCAGGUCAUUUUCCUCAUUCAGAGUAUGCUAGAGCGAAGGCGUUGGGGCGUCACUAUAGAACACGAUACCUUGGGUCGUACGGGUUUCACAUAGAAGAUGCUGGACGUCUUCCAAGACACCUUUCUUGCAAUGCAGAAUGCACAUGAUUCAGGG